Xiphophorus hellerii (green swordtail) is the source of this 1882-nucleotide messenger RNA. RefSeq names its product E3 ubiquitin-protein ligase RNF14-like. The record is from RefSeq and is a predicted model, not a curated record. Gene Ontology annotation, biological process: protein ubiquitination. The transcript has 7 exons. The coding region runs from base 482 to 1798 and encodes 438 amino acids. Gene Ontology annotation, molecular function: protein binding; ubiquitin-protein transferase activity; zinc ion binding. NCBI's taxonomy places the organism in Eukaryota, Metazoa, Chordata, Actinopteri, Cyprinodontiformes, Poeciliidae.
GUCACUGUGGAAACUGGCCCCACGUGUUAUCGUUUGCUUUCUUAUAAAGAUUAAAUCACUGCAGGUACAUAAGACGGCCUAUUGGGUUAUAAAUCACUGAACGGAGCCAAAAUAUGUUUUACCUUUAUUUUAAUUAUGAAUGGGGACAAAAAACAUCCAGUGGCUUUUAUUGAAAUGACAUUUUCCAAACGAUAACACGUUGGACGAGUUUCCACAGUGACGCUGUGGAGUUUUUACUGAUGAUUCCUGAACCUUGCGUCAGACUGCAGUUUAUUAAGGCGAGUCCACAGAGGGACGGACUCAUGUGGACCAGGAAGCUGAUGGAGACACAGUAAACAGCUGACAUGUAAACUAAGUCAAUUUUUAAACAUUGUAGCCAUUUUUAAUCAUUUUGUUGAAGGUAGUUUAAAAAAAAUCACAUUUUAAGCUGCUUCGCUGUUAUUUCGAGCAGCGGCUGAAUAAUUUCACGUCUCUGGACUUCAUGAAUACGGACUUGGAGGAGCAGGAAGACGAGCUGCUCGCCCUGCAGAGCAUAUUUGGUUCGGAAGAGUUCCUCCGAAAUGAGUCGAAGUCUGCCGGAGAAUUCCGAGUUUCCGUGGAGCUGCCAGCGGGAUUCACUGUGCUCCUAAAACACGGUGGAACGAUAAGGCAGUAUGACGUCUCUUUCCUUCCACCGCUGAUUCUGACCUUUGAACUUCCUGGAGAUUACCCAUCCUCCGCCCCUCCCUCCUUCACUCUCACCUGCAGCUGGCUGACUCAACCACAGCUAACGUCCCUGAGUGAUCAGCUCACAGAUCUCUACCAGGCCACUGGGGGCGCUGUGGUGCUCUUCUCCUGGAUCCAGUUUCUGAGAGAGGAAGCCCUGAAGCAGCUGGACAUCCACAAUCUGCUGGAGCUUCCUUCUGACCAGAACCAUUCUUCCUCAGCUGCAGACAGUUCUGAACUUCCUGGGUCUGUUCCGGCCGGACAGGAAGUCGUCCCUCCAAACGAAAACCAAAGUGACUCUGGUCUCUCUUUGACUGCGUCUCAGAUUCUCCUGUCCCAGAUUUUGAUCCAUGAUGCAGAGCAGAAACAAAAGGUGUUUGCCGCCACGCCGUUUGACUGCGGCGUGUGUUUCUUGAGCCGGCUCGGGUCCGAGUGCGUGCAGCUGUACGAGUGCGGCCACAUCUUCUGCCUGGCCUGUCUCGACGAGUUCUGGAAAGCCCAGAUUACGGAGGGGAAUGUCCGCGGCGUUACCUGUCCUCAGGUAGACUGCUCUGCCACGCCAACACCUGCACAGGUGAAAAGUCUUGUAGGAGAGGAGCUCUUUCACAGAUAUGAUCGUCUUCUGCUACAGUCUACCCUGGACGUCAUGCCUGACAUCACGUAUUGUCCUCGGCUUACUUGCGGUUCUGCUGUGAUCUUGGAGAAGUCCAGCCCUGCAGCGAUGUGCUCUGUCUGCAGCUUUGCUUUCUGUGUAGACUGUAAAAAAACGUACCAUGGAACAAGCAAGUGCUACGAAGAGCCUGACUUGUCUACAGAGAAGAGUGAAGAUCAGCUGGUAGCUUUACCAAAGACAGGAGAGGGGUUCCAGGCGCUUAUGGAGGAUUAUGCUAAAGGCGGCAAGCAGAGGCGUCGCCUCCUACAAAACAGAUAUGGGCGUAAAUUUUUUGUUUACGCCUUUGAAACGCAUGUUAGCGACAAAUGGAUAACCACCAACACCAAACCCUGCCCUCACUGCUUCUCCCCAAUACAGAAAGAUGGCGGAUGUGACCACAUGUUUUGCACUUUUUGUAAACAGUAUUUUAUGUGGCAGUGACUCUGUAUUUUACGGAGCCCUCUAGGGGACAUGGGGAAUUUUUUUUCUUUUGCGUUCCCUCGCAAUACUUUUGCGUUCCCUCGC